AUGCUACCGGCGACGAGGUGGUCUUUGAGACUACCCCGGCCAUGCACUCGACCCUUUACGAGAAGAGACACACUACCUUUAGGGCCUCGCAUUUGCUUCCCGCGUUAUACAUUACACAAACAGCCGGCAGCUUACUCGACGAAGCCCCCUAACAACGAUCAUCGACCGAACAGUCACGAUGAACCCCCCAAGGAAUCCUCCAAAGUCGAUGCCAUCUCAAACGCCCUGUCCACCACGCCCGACUCAGAGAACAACCUUGUUACGCCUGUUCAUAUGCCCGAAGACCCAAAUGCGGUUCUCAAACAGACACACCCCGCCAUGCGUCUUCUCGACAACUCUUCUCUUGUAGUACAGCGACAAUUGGAGAUGAUGAAUGUCCUGAUGGGCUUUGAGCAAGCGAAUCGCUAUGUCAUCAUGGAUCCGCAUGGCAAUCAUAUAGGCUAUCUGGCAGAGCAGGACCAUGGAUUAGGCAAUGCCAUGGCGAGGCAGAUGUUCAAGACACAUCGGAGCUUCACAACGCAUGUAUUUGAUCGGGAUGAGAAGGAAAUACUCAGGUUUCACAGGCCCUUCAGCUGGAUUAACUCACGGAUACGGGUAUAUGAUGCUGUAGGCCAGGACGGAAGCGCAUAUACCAGUUCGACGAGCUUGCAAGGCACGAGCGUGGCGAGUAUUGCAAAUCAGACAAGUGCGAACGUAUCAACUUUGCCUUUGCAGGACAUGCGCAUCAUCGGAGCAGCAGAGCAGGAGUGGGCCCCUCUACGGAGAAAGUACAACUUAUUCCUCGCAAGAAGCUUAGAGGAGAGCGCUGCUGUAAUCGGCACACCCCAAAUCACGUCAGGUGAUUUACCCAUAUCGACUUCCAAAGCCGUUGCCGUAGCAGAAGGCGACACACGAGAAGUUGGUAUGCUUCAAUUUGCCAGAGUUGAUGAGCCAUUCCUGAGUUGGGAUUUCAGCUUGAUGUCUGAAGAUGGACGACUAGCAGGCUCCGUUAACCGUAAUUUUGGCGGGUUCGCGCGCGAGAUCUUCACAGAUACAGGCGUGUAUGCUCUUCGAAUGGAUGCCGCUGGGCUCGCAAACGAACCAUCGCAUUUAGUCUCAAAGACUGGAGAGCAAAGCAGACCAUCGUUAGAAGGGUAUCCAGGCAUGACACUUGACCAACGAGCCGUCAUGCUUGCGACAGCCGUCAGUAUCGACUUUGACUAUUUCAGUCGGCAUAGCGGUUCGGGGGGCAUGUGGUCCAUGUGGAUGCCCUGGUUCGGAGGUGGGGAGGCUGCUGGCGGCGCUGCUGGCGGUGGUGCCGCGGCUGGCGAGGCCACUGCGGCCGGUGCAGGAGUUGUAGGUGCAGCUGGUGAAAGCGGUAUUGCGAGUGAAGUUGGUACUGCUGCGCGAGGCCUCGGAGUAGGAGAGGGUGCCGCCACUGGAGCAGCAACAAUGGCAGGCUACGAGGCGAUGCAAAGGUCAAGAGAAGCACGGCAACAAGAAGAUGAUGCUUCGCCUCAAGCAGCAGAUCCCUAUCAAGCGAACCCAGACCAGCAACUGGGUACGGGCCAAGUUGGUGAGGAUGUGUGGGGUGAAAAUCAAGAUCCUGGGACAGGACCUCAAGGCUCGGAUCAAGACUUUUGGGGUGGCCAAGGUGGCCAGGGAGGUGGCGAUGGAGGCGGUGGUGACGGUGACGGCUUCAGCUGGGGAGAUAUCUUUGGAGAGUAG
This is a messenger RNA of Pyrenophora tritici-repentis Pt-1C-BFP, 1707 nucleotides long. NCBI's taxonomy places the organism in Eukaryota, Fungi, Ascomycota, Dothideomycetes, Pleosporales, Pleosporaceae. The record is from RefSeq and is a predicted model, not a curated record.